CUCCACUUUGACCCUCCACUCCAGUCCUCACCGGAAAAACACCUGCAAUUCAUAUUUCUGACGAGCACAUCUGCGUUACAUUCACUUCACUGCAAACCCACAAGUAUUCAACCACCAUCUGCAUUCCACGUCGACUCCGCAUUAACACAUUGCGGAUAUAAACCACACACGAUCGCACCUCACAAAGGAAAAGGAUCCAUCAAACCCGAAGCGCCUAGCCCCACGAUAAUCAUCGGGACUAGCCCUGCAACCAUCACACGAGCAAGAUGAAGGUCUUCUCGAACGAGGAAACAUUCGACUAUUCCUGGGAGGAGGUCUCCACCGCCAACUGGAGGAAGUACUGUCCCUGGAACGAUAAAUCAACACAUGUCAUUGCCGUCGAUACAUUAUCCCGACAUGUCGACACCAAGACUGGAAUUGUAGGUUCCCCUCCCUCGAAUUCUAGCAUGUGGUCUUGGCUAACACAUUUACCAGCUGCGAACUGAACGAUUGAUCACUUGCAAACAGAGUGCACCAAAAUGGCUGAGCUCUCUAUUUGGGGCAUCCGAUACUUCCCACGUCUUUGAAACUUCCUACGUCGACCCCGAAUCGAAAAAGGUCACCAUGGUCUCGCAGAAUCUGACCUGGUCCAACAUCCUCAGUGUCCGAGAAUCUGUCGUAUAUCAACCCCUCUCCGCCACCCGAACACAAUUCAAACAAGACGCAAAGGUCACUGCGCUGUGUGGCGGAUGGCAGAAGGUCAAGACGGCCGUUGAGGACAAUGCAGUCAAGACAUUCAAGGAGAAUGCCAUCAAGGGCAAGGAAGGAUUCGAGGCUGUUUUAGAGAUGAGCCGACGAGUAUUCAGCGAGGAAAGACAACGAGAGCAGGAGAAAAUAGCAGCAUCUUAGACGUCAUAGACGGAGAAAGAAGGAGAUGAUUGGGGACAUUUGGGGCUCACCAAUCGAUUGGAUUCAUUUACGACACAUUACGAUACAUCCUCCUUCAAUCGGCGUGCAUAAAAAGAGGUUUAGGGGGAAUCGGGUACAUAAAAGUAGAAAGACUGGGGACAGUACAUAAUGUUUUUGGUUUUAUUGGGAUUUUUGUCUUUCAGCAUGGCGUUCAAGGGCUAUAGAGGGUUCGAUUGCUUUUUCCACGCAUUGGAAAAUCUCCUUGCGUUGUACUCUACUAAAUGUGCAACUUCUAGUCGUGGGCUCCUAGGCAAUUAGAAGAGAGGAGGGCGACAGAAAACCCCUAUAGAAGGCUUGUGAUAUAUCAACAAAAACAAAAAAACAAAGCAAAAGCUAGGUUAGUCUCAGCUCAAUCUAAAUGAGCCACAAUGGGCAAAAGUUUUUCUCCAGAACAAA
Messenger RNA from Hymenoscyphus albidus, 1344 nucleotides. The record is from the annotation of a GenBank genome assembly. NCBI's taxonomy places the organism in Eukaryota, Fungi, Ascomycota, Leotiomycetes, Helotiales, Helotiaceae.